Molecule: messenger RNA, 18317 nt
Organism: Porites lobata
Lineage: Eukaryota; Metazoa; Cnidaria; Anthozoa; Scleractinia; Poritidae
Source: the annotation of a GenBank genome assembly
AUGCCUGAAAAUGCCUUUAAAAGCUACCUCAAGAACCUUGGAUAUGUGUACUUUGGGAACAUGGGUGAAAAUGGAGAUGUGCCCCUAAAAGUUGCUUUGAUAAAAUGUUCUGAAGGUUCUUCUGCUCCAGAUGGCUCGCUGGUCACUGUUAAGAAUGCCGUAGUGGAACUGAGACCCAAAGCUGUUUUCUCUGUUGGCUGCUGCGGUGGGUUGAACCCAGAAGUCACCAAGUUACAGCUAGGUGACGUGGUUGUUUCCUCUAGGCUUUUAACUGAAGCCUUCAAAACCCCAGUGAGUAGAGAUAUCUUGCACCUUGUCAGGCAUGCAGAUUAUGGCUGGAUUCCUCCAUUAAAAUGUCCAGAAGAUCAUAAAGUUCAGGUCUGCUGUGAUGGGGAGAUUUUAAGUGGCGUAAACCCAGUCAGUGCUAAACAGCAAAACAUGUCUUAUUUUACUCAAGCUACUGCAGUUGAAAUCGGUGGUGAAGGUAAGACAUUAAGAAAAAGAAGUCAUUUAUCAGGGAAUAAAUUUUAUUCCGUGAUAAAUGACUUCUUUUCUCUCUUGUUUUGUUUUCUUACAAGAGGCAUGGUGGCCUAGUGGUGAAUAUUGCAAACUUCACAGGGGUAAAGCAUGACCAUUUUGACAAGUACGCACACAGGUCUAUAUGUUUUUAAAAACGUCGUACAAAGUAACGUUUUUGCUUUCCUUUAAUACAUAAUUGGCAGUUUACAGACUUGUUUACAAUAGAACAUGAUAUCAAAAAAAGCUUUUAAAACGUUCUUUUUUGAGCUGGUACAGGAAUGAUGUUAACCAGAAGAAGGCGAGGCGCCUUUUUUGUGGGCAGAAAUUUUAUAAUCAAGUUUAAAAGCAUCAGUUCGAAGAAUUGUGGCAAUGUGCAUGUUCAUGUAAAUUUUCCGCAUGCUUUCCUUUGCUGACUUUUAUGUUUUUCUCUUUAAUUCCCUUAUUUCGAUCAUGAGCACGGGAAAGGAACACACAAUAAGUGAUAGUCAGCAUUUAUAUAUUUUCAGUUGUACUGAAUAUCUGUAAAGUUUGUCAUUGAAAACAUACUACAUAUGUUCGCUAGGAGUGAACUUCCUGCAAAAUUCUUCUUGAUACUGGGCCAAGUAGAAAAUGUGUACCUAAUAGUUUGAUUCAGCUUACGUAGAUUAUUGUCGACAUGGUGUGGUCCAUGAUUUUCCAGUUGAGGGACAUUAAAGUAGUCUUUGAUGAUAGACUUUUUCGACUUUUAUGGAGAGGGAGAGAAACUAAAAAAUAAAAACCUUUUGAAUGCAAAAACGUUCCAGAUAAAUCUUAAAAGGAAUGACGAUCAGUCAGGGUCAAUUCUUUUCCAAUUUUCAUGAAUACGCGGCGUAUUGUACGGGAUCUUGGUCCUCUUCUCAAACGGUUGUAUUUUAUGUGCAAAAACAAUGCUGACUAACAGCGAGACAGGCAGCAACAAAUCUGCACAAUUUAAAGUCAAGUCACAACACUACAAAUGUCUUUACUUAUAACAGAAAAUCUUCUCUUAAUUUCUCAAGUACACACGUUUGCAUUUGCGUUAAGCACGCUACGCCCCUGCUUCAGAUCUGGAGGUCCAGGUUUGGGGUCUUGCUGUUGUGCUGUUUUUAUUAUUGUAAAACAAACUUUGCUUCACUUUGUCCCUGACCUUCACCAAUUAAGGUGUAUAAAGAGGCGCUGGUUAUUACUUCUUGUGAUCCUGUUUUCAGUCUGAUCCGUUGAGAUCAGUUCUAGGUUUGGACAAUGAUGUUUACAGCUACAUGUAUUUCAAGAAAGGUUGGCGGAGAAAAUGUGCACGUUUGACAGUCCUGAAAGGUAGCACGGGAUAUGAUCAAAUUAUACACUGUUCCUGACAACAGUAGCUGUUGAACCUACUUUUGUUGCUUUCCUUUAGCACUCGCAAACAUGUUAUGUCCAUGGCCUCUUGUGCCAUUCUUUCAAAUUUCUUUGAAGAACAUGUACAGUGAACUCAAAGCCACCCACAUAUACCUUUCGGGAUUGUCGCGUGCACUUUUUGUGACAAUCUUUCUCAAAAUAGCUGAUAUUUAUUAAAUUUGCUGCAUUUUUCUAUACUGAAUUAUGCAUAAACGAUUGAAUGGAGGACAGCAUUUUAAGUAAUGUUUUCCUUUGGAUAAAAUACAGAAGGAAAGUUAAAUUCUGCUAAGAUCUUAUUUAUUUGUCCUGUUUUGUAUUAUUUUAUUUAUGCUGUUUAUAGCUGCCUUUUAAAAUCACUAUUAUCAUUUUCUGCCUGCCCAUUUGCAGGGUAAAUAAUUCUGUUUAUGUUGUCACAUCUUGAUCAGCCCUGGCUGUGACGCUUACUUAAGGGGAUCUAUUUGCAUAAAUUGAUCUCUCUUUGUAUUGAAAUUUAAUUUUUAAUCAUUUUUUGUUGUUUUUUCCAGGCCUGUUUGCUGCAGCACAUGAUCUUAAGAUUGAAUGGGUGAUUGUAAAAGGUAUUUCUCACUUUGCCGAUGGUAACAACCCUGCUGAAAAGUCUUGGGAGAGUCAUGCAUGCAUAAUGGCGGCUUCUCUUGUGUCCAACAUGUUGAAGGAUUCAUUUGUGUUUCAGCAAUGGCCUCAUUAUGAAGGUAGGUGACAUGUCCUUUAAUUAAACCAUAUCAUAAUUAAUUUUUCGUGCAGUAGAAGUGUUUAUGGUUAAGUACUGAGGUUGAUUUAAAAAUACUCAGCCUUAACUUUCAAACCUAAUUAUUAAUCACAAUAAACUUGAAAAAGGAUAGAGUUCAACGUUUUCUUUGUCAACUCACAACUGUUGGAAACUAUAACAUAGGUAAAAGAAAAAUUAUGGGAAAAAUGUGAAGAAAUUGGUCGGGAGGACAGGAGGGAGAUGUUUCCUGAUAAAAUCGACCGGCUGCUCAUCAUACUAUCUUAGGCAGUAAGAUUUCUGGGUUGCUACUCGGCAAGUGCAUACUUAGCGACCUUAAGUCUAAACUGACCCUUGUUUAAUUAGAACUUCAGUGGUAUCUGUUAGGGGCCUGUAAGGUUGGGUGGGAAUUAUUUUGUUACUCAAGUAAUUUUUGGUACCUCUUAGGUAUUAAAAUUAAUUUCCUACACGCCCACAAAGCUAGAUUCUGUUACUUUCUAGGGGUUCUUUUGGAUAUUUUUUUCUACAAAACCCCUGUUUUUGUUUUGUUUCGUUUUGUGUGUUUGUUUGUUUCUGUUGUUGUUGUUUUUUAAGCUCCCCAUUUAUAUCUAUAGAGGGGUAUCUCCUCCUUUUGGUAUCUCCCAGGGGUUAAAGUGAAUUUCUGCCAUGCCGACAAAGUAAGAUUCUGCUACCCUCUAGGGAUGAUUUUUAUUAUUAUUUAUUUAUUUUAUUUUUUUUUUUACAAGCACCCCUGUUAUCUUUAAUUUCUUUUUUUGUAAAGCAGUUCUGUUAUUUUUAAAGGGGAGUAUCUCCUUCUCCUUUUGGUACCUUUUGUAGAGCUUAAAAUGAAUUUCUUCCAUGCCCACAAAGCAAGAUUCUUGUACCUUCUAGGGAUACUUUUUGAAUUUUUUAUUUCAGUAGCACCUCAGUCGUUUAAUAGGGUAGUAUCUCCUUCUCCCCCACCUUCCCCCAUCAUGCCCUGAGGACACUAGCAACCAACUUUAGAGGGAUUUCACUCAGGGCCAACAGGCAUGGAUCUCCCCUGGCUGCUAUGAGCAUGACCCUUGGUUACUUUCAUAGGAAAUAAUACGAAAAUAGGACCGAAAGAAUUUCCAGGAUGUUCUAUUCCCUACUUGGCAACUUGAAACCAUAGUGGCAGCCCUGAACCCUAACCAGUAAGCUCUCUGCAUUGCAGGUUUUAUUUUCUGAUUUGAGAUCAUUCUAGAACUCUACCCUUUGGUUGGUUGAUAGCUAUGGUUUUGGAAGGGCCGGGAAACUUAUCGUAAAAUUCCAAAAAUAAGCCCCUCCAUGUAUAAGCCCCUCCAAAUAUAAGCCCUCCAAACCAGUAACGCAAAAAACCCUCCGUUAAAUCGCCCCUCCAAAUAUAAGCCCCCCGGGGGCUUGUACUUGGAAAAUUGCCCUCAAAUACAAAUUAAAACAAAGCAAAAAUGGUAAAUUUACUUCAAACUUUAAGUCUAGCCCAAUCAAUUUUGAAACGCAAAUUUCCCUCCGUAGAUAAGCCCCUCCAAAAAUAAGCCCCUCAAAAAGGGCCUUUGAAAAAUAUAAGCCCUGGGGCUUAUUUUCGGAAUUUUACAGUAUUUGGGGACUUAUUUUCUGUUUUGAAAAUGUUUUUGAGCUUCAACUGUUCACUAGAUACCUUUCAGAAUCAACUCAGUGUGCAGCAGAAAUUCUGCAUAACCAAGUUUAAAACAUAAAUUUAUUGUUUAAAAUUGUGCACACUGCAACCAGACAUCAUUUAGUGAAUUAAAAUGUCAGUAUCACCCACAAUUAAGUAAAAGCUAAGAUGUAAGCUUUCAGUCCCAAGACAAGCUGCUCAGUGCUUUUUGUUAUUGAAACUAUUCAGACCCAGAACCUAAAAUGUGAGUAGUAAAAAAACUGACAGAUUUAUAAACAUUUUCCCCAAAUACUUUAGAAUAACUGUUGUUUUAAAUGUUUCACUUCAAUUUCUAUUUUAUUUUGUUUAACUCACAGACCCAUCAGCAGGGAAACAGCCCUCUAGCUCUAUGGCCAAUAAGAAGGAGUUACCAGGUACUAUUAUAUCCAAUAAAGCUGAAAUGGUACCAGACAUAGAGUAGAUAAAAACACUUAUUUUAAUAUGAAAAUGACUUUUAUUGUUUGUUGUAUUGUAAUAGAAAAUGAUCUUUAUUGUCGCAGUUGUUUAUAUUUAUUUCAGAAAUAAGUAGCAAAGAAGAAGUAUGAUGUGAUACUUCAAGCGUCAAAUUCUUCUUCUCAUUCAAUUUUUCUGUUAUAAUUUUGCCAAGGUAUUUUUAAUCUGCGUUAAUCCUUGAGGCCAGUUAUAAAAAAUAAGAAUUAUUUUUAGCACUCGACCACAAACUUCACUAACAGCUUUGGAGAGGUAGCCCUCUACUGGUGUCUCCUCCCUGAACCUCUCUUUGUGGGGUAACGCCCCUUUACACUUGCUUUACUGAUGCAGUCUUCAAAGAUAUUUACAUAUAAAUGUUACUCGGACAAGGUUGCGCAUCCCGCCAUAUUCAUAAUUUGUAAUUGCAAUAAUGAAUAAUUCUUUAUUUAGCUCAUGGUGAAAUUACAUUUUUAACUUUUUUCUAACUGAAAUUUGUGCCAGGUUAUAACUUUAUAAUAUAAGAGAAAUAAUAAAUGCGAGCUUGGAAGCUAAAUAAACUGUUAGAUUUUCUAGUUAGCUCCCCAUCCAUAUUAAAGUCAGUGUGUAAGCAGGUGAAAAAGAAGAAAAUAGAAGAGAUAAAUGAAUUAAUAAAUUAAAAUAAAUUAAUAAAUUAAAUUAAUAAAGUGCGUUCCUUCUACGUUUGACCAUAGUGUUUAUAUUGCUACACUAUAUUAUGGUGUUUUAGAGCCCUGAUAUAUACAUACACUGUUACUUGCAUUUCUGUUGGUGUAUAAUGAGUUGAGGAUAAUUUGUUUUUAAAUAUGGAAAUUUUAUUGAUAUUUGGUGAUCUGAUCAGUUUAUAUGAAUAAGGGCCUAUAUUUUUGUGCAUCAACUACCUCCCUUUAACUUUCCUCGCCUAUUAAGAUAUCAAGUCGUUAAUGAACAAUUCUUUAAAAAAAAAGGAACGUAAAAUUGUCUUUAACAGAUUCUCUCUGCCUCGAGGAGUUCCAGAAACAGCUGCGAUCAAUUUAUGAAGACAACAGCACAGUCAAAAUCGUUCCGUGGGACCAAAGCUCUGCCGUUCACAUUGACAAAGUUUACACCCAGUUGUCUUGGCUCAUGGAUUUGAAGGAUCCCAGCGGAGUAACACAGAAGGAGCUUGAACACUAUACCGACAUUUUUGACGGCGGAAGACUUCAUCAUUUGCCUAAGCGUAUUUUGGUUCACGGACGACCGGGUAUCGGCAAGACCGUUUUUACGCAGAAAGCUACAUUCGACUGGUCCCAGCACAGAUUUAAAGGAAAGUUAGGAAGAUUUGAUCUCGUACUUUUGGUCAAAUUACGCGAUGUUUGUAACCUCAACGAUCUCCCAGCCAUUCUGAGGGAUGCUAAUCUUCUUGCGAGUGAUGGCCCAAUUUCCACUGACAACCUGUACGAUUACGUUCGUCACCACCAACAAAAAGUGUUGCUUAUUUUGGACGGCUACGAUGAGUAUGUACACAGCGCAGCAAGCCAAUCACCUGUUCUUCAAAUCUGGGAGAAAAAGCAGUUGAGGAAUUGUUGUGUUAUUAUAACGUCUAGAGACAUGAAAGGAGAGGGAUUGAAAAGUUCCAGCGAUGCUCAAUUUGAGAUCGACGGUUUUGACCGUGAGCGACAAGAAGAGUUCGCCCGUAGAUUCUUGAAAGAUGAUCAAGAUAUUGAAGAGUUUUUUGAAUACUUGAAGCAAAAAGACCUGGAAGAUGUAGCAAAAAUACCUAUUUUGCUUUUAAUGUUGUUGUUGGUUUGGAAAGAAAAGGAUCGUGAAGGACUACCUUCAUCACGGGUGAUGGUGUACUUCAAGUUUCUACAGACUAUGUUUAAUCAUAUGUCUGAAAAACAAAAAACAGAGGCGGAAGAAGUUGAGAACCACAUUCAAGAACUCUGUAAAGUAGGAGAACUAGCAUUUGACUCGCUUCUACAAGAUUUCCUUUACUUUCCUCUCAGUAAACUGCCGGAUCGCGUUUUGACUGAGAAACUGAUCGAGGCCGGGUUGUUUCAGCUGCUAAACGUGUCCGCUCUUAACCCCAGCAAAGACGUUCACUUCAUUCACAAAUCCAUGCAGGAGUUUGUGGCUUCUUUAUUUCUAAAAGAAGAACUGUUAUCUCAAGAAAGUAAAAACAAUUCUCUUUUCAAAGUGGACUCAAUUGAAAAGAUCUUCAAGUUGAAUGAAGUUUUUAAAUUUGUUGCUGAAAUGUCAGAAGAAGCCGCGCGCGAGAUCUUGAUUCAUCUGUUGGAAAUGGCGGCGAAGGAAGACGGAGAGUACAGCUUCGACAACGAAGCACCGUCAGUCAGCGAUUUGUCAGAAACCCCCAAAAAUCUUUUAACUAUAUGUACACAGUUAUUCUUCUACUGCUCAGCAGACACGAGAACAGAACUUUUCCCCACUUUUCUUUCUAAUCUAGGAGGUGUUUUUUUAAUAAAUCCUGACCAGCUGAAUAUUGCAGCAAAGGAAAAUUUUGUUAAAACUACCGCUUCACUUAUGUACAUAUUUUUCUCUUAUAGCGACCAGUAUACAGAGCAAAGUUAUAAUAAUUUAAUAACUUUAGCAAAGCAAUUAAACGCUGUUAUAGUUAGUAGAACAGGAGAACAGAAAGCAUCAGAAUUUUUGAAUGUAUUUCCAUGGCGUAGUGUUGACGAGUUUUUUUUAAUGAAAGAAGAAAACAACACUCACCUUUAUUUUACUCAAAUUGUAAAAAAAACACAUCCUGACAUUCCUUUUCCUUUUAAAAUGGUAAAGACGUUAGUUAGUUUAGAAGAGACAACAAAGAAGACAAACAUGAAUGGUGAUGAGUCAAGUGAAGAGAGCAGCAGCAGCUGUUGUUCAAAGCGUCAUGGUGUCUCCAGGGUUCGGAGGAUUCAUGCUGUUGAUGUGAACAGGUCAGAUGUGGAACAGCUGAUUGAGAUCAUGCCGUUUGUGACCGCUCCACACGUGAUACUGGUUUGGGGUAAAUACGGUGAAGUGUUGGAUGCUGAGGUAACAGAGUCUCUACUGAGGAGCAUCCCAACAACACACAAACUGAAGAUAUUAACACUCGAGCGUAUCAAUGUAACAUCAUCACCUGCUGUGGAGUUCAUCAGCAGAGUAUUCAAACAAGGUCUUCCAAACUUGAAGUUGCUCAACAUGUCAUACAAUCCUCUUCUGGGUGCAGGAGUCGACAGCUUGAUAAAACAUCUCAGCUGCGCUCCUCACCUGAAGUAUCUGUACCUUCAUGAAGUGAAGAUGACUCCACAGCAGGUGAUGAAUCUCACAUCAGCUGUACAGCAGCACGGAAACAACACUACACUGAUGUCAUCCUACCACGUAAGUUUUCCAAUUUUAUCGCAAUUUGUUUCUUUAUUCUUUGUUUACAGUUUAUUUCUACUCAGCUCUUGCCUUUCGUCAUUUUCCUUUCUUUGUCAUUUUUAUACUCGACAAAACAAGAGAUUUGCUUUUGAAAUCAAAUCACAAACUUUAGCAGAUUCAAAGUAUCAUUUCAAAUUCAUUUUUUUCAACUGAUUAAACUAACUCCAUAAAAUGUUUUAACUGAGAACGUUAAAAAGAAGUAACUUUAGCUGAUAUUAAAACAUGGAGUUGAACACAAGAAGAGAAAUUUCGUGUCUUCAAGCAGCCAUAAGAUGAUAUUAUUGGGUGAAAACAAGAACUUUCAGCAAAACAAAAGCAAAUAAUUUCCACAGUAUUAAUUUCUGAAUCAAUUUUAAUUCAUACCUUUUCAUAAAGAAACAAACAACAAUCAUAAAAGCAAAUGAAAGAUGUUCAGUUCAUGUUCAAUUCAAACAAAUAAGCAAAGAGUAAACACAUUGAACUCACAGUUUCACAUUUAUCGUCCAGGGCUCCUAUAAAAUCAGUUUAAGUCAAGUGAAGUUCCUUUGAAAGUCCAGAAAACAGACAAGUCUUUUUUAUAGCUCUUCUUUUGUUAGUUCUUGAGCGUUUCUUGGUAAAUACUGCUCCUUGCAGUUCGGUGAAGCGUUGGUUUUUGAAGUAACAACCCGCACAAAAAAAUUCUAUCUCUGAAACAACGGUUGAAAGCAACACCAAAAAAAUUUCCUCACAGGUAAACACUUCGCUGUUCUCCACUGUAUAGCAUAAGUGUCCAUUGCAUGAUUUUCAUCGCGUAAAUCAUGCGUAAAUAGCAUAAGUUUGUUUUCAACCUUCCAAGAACACUCGCCAUACAAAUCAAAUCCUGCGGAGCUUUGGACUUUCGUAAAAUAUCCUUAUAAAUGAUGUUUCCUUUAGCUUCGAACAACUCCUUAGCAUAUUCCUGAGUAAAAAGAGAUAAAUCCCUGUCUUUUGCCGGUAUCAUUUCCUUGAUGUUUUCUUAUUAAAUUUUGAGCUCAUCCUGAACAGUUUGCCGUUGAAGAGCGAACUGAACAAACUACAAAAACAACAAACGAUGUCAUUCAAAGCCUAGUGACGUGGCGGCAGCUGAUUGGUUAAAUCACCUCGUAUGAUUUUUCACGUGAUGACAUUUUCCCGCCAUUGUUAAGUAACAAAUUCCCGCCCGCAAAAAAUACACUGUGAUCUGCGAAUUUUGUAAGGCAGAAUAUAUUUUCAAAAGAAAGGAAAAGGAUUUGCUAAUUUUGAUUUUGAUUCUAUUAUUUUGAAUGCGAAUUUCUUGUACGUGCGCCUUGAUAAAGAUGAUGUUUCUCUUUCCAAUCUCGCCGAGAGGGGAGAGGUACAGGGGGGUAAAUCUCCCUCCUCCCUAAACUUGGUUUAAAAAUUGGCGACGGGUAACACUCGUUUCUUGAAGUUAGUCGUAAAGGAAGUUUUUGACCUUCAGCGCUUCACCUCUACACCAACAUACCACACAAAGAAGGCGUAGCCACCGUGUGUCUGAUGCAGUGCUGUAUGUCACGCAACGCCGGAGAGAGAGGGUCCUCCCCCACAUCCCUUAUCAUCACGCAAAAAGCCAUAAAAUUACCUUUUCAUCGAUAUCUCCCUACUCGCAACAUUUCAUUUUCUUCUUCCUCCCUACAUUUUCGCCCCGAGUUCUCCCUCCUCCUUAUUCUGUUUCCCUUGCCUCCACCGAGAAGUCAUAAUCUUCGCUAGGAAAAAUUUAUCUCAGCAAAUAACUGUAAAGACGCUUAAAAAUAGUUUUUGUCAGUUGCUGUUAACUCAUUAACCUUGUGCUCGUAUAAUUUUUGACAUGGUGCCGGGUUCGAAUCCUGCUCAGUAGCCUUUCUUUCAGGGUCGGCCAGGGUUUUUGGGUAUAUGGUAUACAGAGGCUUUUUAAAUCGGGUAUACGGUAUAUUGCAGCUUAAAAACGGGUAUUCGGUAUGUCACUUUCUUUGAAUUUCAGGGAUAAAGUAUACCUGGGUAUAAUUUUGGGUAUAUUUGGAUGAUUUUUGGGUAUUUUGGCGAAUUUUUUUUGGGUAUACUGGUAUACCACUACCCCCGGCCGACUCUGUUCUUUUUUCGUGCUUUCUUUCUCUUUUGUUUUUUCGUUUUUGUUUUGUUUCCUUAUUUGUUUUGUUGUUGAUGUUUUUUAAAAAUAUACCUUCCAGAGCAAAGAUAGUAUAUUUAUUGGUAAACAAUCUGAAUUUCCAUCGUUUCCUACAUUCAUUCCUUUUUUAUUGCAAUAUAUUCUACAAUACUAAAACAGUAGCCACAUGCAAUCACAAACUGCCUUUUAUUAUACAGGCCAAGUUUUGACUGUUGAUCUUUUCUUACGGCACGCGAGGCUUGUUUUGAACUUAGUACAUCUUGUCAAAGUUAUUGUCGUAUAAACAACUGUCUUUCGUUGGUCAGUGUAAUUGCAUUUUACUUAAAAUGAAGGUUUUGAAAUGUGUACACAUCCACACUUUAUUAAAGGGAGAUGGGUGGUUUUAAGUAUUGUUUUGUAUUUUGUUGCAGGAUGAUAAAGGAAACCCCAAACCUGAACAUGAAUGGCCAUCAGAGAACUACUGGAAAAGAAUGUACCGUCACCUCUUUCCUGAUUCAUCACCUGAAUCAGCGCAUGAACAGGAGCAGGUUAGUCAUCACUCACCUAUUUUUGUGAAAGUUUAUUUAUUAAUAUUAGUAAGACUUUCAGUGUUUGUGUGAACAGUUCUAUUUUUCUAUCCGUCAGAGAUAUUCAAAUACGCUCAGGAGCCUUCAUUUGUAAGUCUCCAUUACGGAGGAUUUCCGAGUUGGUACUAAUGAGUUAGGUUUUAAUACAGUAAAAACCUGCGGGUAAGAACCUAGUGGCUUAAUAACCUGCUGGUAGAAAUCUCCUUCUUUAUUACCAACAAUAUUAGAACCAGGUUGGCCAAACGAGAUCAAGCAGGUUCUUAUCUGUGGGUUACAGUUAAAUUAAUAAGCUUAUUCAUCAUCUAAAAAAGAGAUUGAACAGGAACAGGUUUAGUCGCCAGCUUCGUUUAUUUAAGUUUAUCCAUCAGUCAUUUGAAACUCCGGCCCCCCGACCCCCGGGACUAAGCGGGGAAUUUAACAUUGGUUUAGUUUAAAACACCGCUAAUUUUCCUGCUCCCCGGGCCAAACAGUUUGGUAAAGACCCGUAUAGCAGGGAAUUAGUAAAGUGUAGUUCAAGGCUCUAUUUCAACCGCUCUGUCCGAUCUGGUAUUCUGUAUUUCUUAAAAUUCACACCAUCGGACCUGUUAAUAGAAACUCUCGAUUGCGUUCCUUCAAAUUCAUGAAAAAUGUUACUCUGGGUGCCAGGAAUUUUUUUCUUACCUAAUUCCUGAGAACGGACCUCUGGAGCCAGUGUAGAAAAAUGUGGUUAGAUCGCUUACAAAAAAGUAACUGUCUGUAUGGUAUACUUGUAAAGGCAAGGGAUCUUAAGCGAAAUCCGAGGUGGGGGGGGAUACUUCCUUCUAUAAGCCAUAUAGGUAUAGUCAACUCUCGCCUUGCGGACACCCCGAUAAUACAGACAUCAGCUAAAUUCCCCGGCAAAAACAAAUAACAGACGUUUGACUUGAAUAAACUCCCGCUAUUACGGACUCUCGCGAAUGAGGACACUAAUUUGAGGUCCCUACAGUGUCCGCUAUAAAUUAAAGGGCCGGCUGACUGUAAUUCUGACAUAAUUUGUGCCUAAAUGUCAGGUCUGAAAACGGGUGUGGAUUUUAGAGGUCAGGUCUGAAAAAAGGUGUGGAAAAUGACACUUUUUGGUCUGAAAUAGGGUCAGGAUUUGGAUAACUAGGCGGCACAUCCCCACCGAGAAUUACCCGGAGUACCCCUUGGGAAGCGAAACAGCUCUGUCUUUCUCCAAUUUUCUAAUCGUGAAAGUAAUGGGAGAGGAAUCGGGAAACUUAGAAAGCGCUUUUGGGAUUAAUUUAUAGUCGUUUACGUACGAGGUGAACAAAUGAGACUCAAAUGAGAUUUGUGAAGUCCUUGUAAGGCAACGCUCGACCAAUGUGUAGGACGUUCUAUACACUUUCUUUCUGUGUCUUGAGACCAGGGCAAGCUGUUUUGUGCCUUCCUGCCCUGUUUCUCUUAUGUUUUAAUAUUAUCGUUCUCUGCGGCAUCAUCUCUCUUCUGCCGCCAUACAAAACUUUGAGAAACGAGGCUUUUCCUUUAGUCACUCAUGUUAAAUCCCCGCUUCCGAAAAUUCGUAUUACUGUUUAAUCCCCGCCCAUGACAUGGGUAAAACAGGUAUUUUGUUAAUUCCCCCGCCACCGGAGCGAAUAUGUUAAAUCAUGUGCGUUAAAUCCCAGCAUAGGCCGCGUUAAAUCCCCGCUAUGCCGCUGCGGUCGGGGGGCCGGGGUUGCAGUUGACUAAUGCAUUAUUUACUUUAUUACAUCCACUUUGAAAUCACUGGCUAUCCGUGCAAUCUGAUUGGCUCUCAGCAGUGUGAUUUAUUCCUAAAUCGCACGAUAUUUUGCUCUAAAUCGCAUCUGUUCCAAAUCACGUCAUUCAUGUUCUAAAUCGCAUCAUUUCUGUUUUAAAUCGCACCAUUUUUGUUCUAUAUCGUAUCAUUUCUGUUUCGAAUACAAAAUGAGAUGUCAAAGCCUUUUUGUUUCGGCUUUUUAACAAACCGGCUACUCGACCAAUGAAAUAUUAGUACUGACUAAAUUCUGCGAUUUCAAAAUGGAUGUAAUAAAGUGGUAAUUGAACUUCGUGUCGUGCAAUUUUGGUCUGAAAUCAUACGUGUGAUUUCAAAUCGAACUCGCGCUGCGCGCUCGUUAGAUUUUGAAAUCACGCGUAUGAUUUCAGACCAAAUUGCACUCCACUCAGUUCAAUUACCAUUAUUUAUUUAUUUUUAUUUUUCUGUCCGUCAGAGAUAAUCAAUCGUUAAUUAGCGUCGUUCACUGAAUGGUAGUUAAUCUUGGCAGUUACGUUAAAAGGUUUUAAAUUGAGAACCCGUGCAUUAAGAAUAGUUUUAUUUUAUUGUUGCAGGCUAUUUUAAGAAAACUCUUGCUUUUACCUGAAUCACCUGAUCUCAUUUCUGAUUCAUCAUCUGAAUCAGAGAUGGAACUGAAACAGAUUAGUUAUCCACUUCUUCUAUUUAAGUUUAUUUACUUUAUCUUUGUUCUGUUUCAUCUAAGUUUUUAUUUCCCUUGAACUAAACUGAUUUCGGGUUCUGUUAAAAAUAAACUACAGAUAAAAAUUGGCUGCUGUUCUCUCGCAGGUCGCACUCAGUUGAUUUUAGGCCAAAAGUAGCCUGUUUCCCCACUAUCUGAAUGCUUGGAGCAGGCUAGCCAAAAGUGACUUUUGCCUCGGAAAAAACAGAUUCCCUUUUUUUAAGUUCGGUGUUUAGGGACGAUAUCUCUGACAUUUGUGCCAAGUAGACCCAUUGAUUUUUGAAAAAAGAGCUUUGUUUAACAGUUGAUUGAUCAACAAAGAAGUUAGAAGCAGACACCUUAUCUAUGAGGUAAAAAAGGAGUUCGUCUUGUUCUCGUAACUCCGAUGAAGUGAUCGAUAACCCGCCAUCUGGUAGUUCGGAUGGUUACAGUGUUUUGCAGCAAGUCCAGUCACUAAUAUAAGGGAUUCGCACCUUGUAAUUAUCUCACCUCUUUUGUUUAUAUUAAAUAAGUCAUUCACAUUACAAUCAUACAGGAACUGUGGCAGAUGCCGUCUCUAAAAUGUCUUACAACUGCAGGCGGAAAUCACGAAACAUAAAAAAUGAUUCUUCAUGUGUUCCAUCACGUGACGGCACACAGGAGUUAAAACUUGAAAAAGUUGGCCCAAUUUUUUCAAGUUGUAAUCCAAUUCCAUCCUGGCCUUCAAAAGACAAAGUCUUACACUUAUAGUCGAGGUAUAGUAGUACGUAAAGUCAUUUAAAAUAGAACUGAACCGUUAUUUCAGGGUUUUCUUUCAUUCCAAUGUCUGUUCGUUCUAAAAUAAGUACUCUAGUGGGCUUACAGUUGCAUAUGGAAGAUGGAUGGUGUUUACUAUAAAUGUAUGAUUUUUGCCAGAACGAGGGAGAAGUCACUGAAUCUGAAGAUGGAACGUCAUCAUAUGAAUCAGAGGAGGAUCAAGAACAGGUUGGUUGCUGAUAUUUUUUUAUAAAGGUUUUAUUUGAGCCGGGACUGUGCAAUAAUUAUUAGGAGAAGGAGGUUGUAAAAAGGAAGGGGCUUUGUCCAUUGCUUAUUCUUCAUUCACACCAACUAGACAUGUUUAAUUAAACUAGGUUUUGAAAAUGAAUUAAAAACGGCAAAAGUAAACUAGAACACAGGCUUUUACACAAAAUUCAAAUGAACUUUUACGCGUUACGUAAUAGCACUAAAUUUGCAAUCGAAAAAAUUACAGUAGGCAGCUUUUAUAAAGAUAUCAAAUGUAAACCGUGUUUAACUAAACACCUUUUAAACAUGUUUAAGCUUUAGUGUGAAUGGGGCAUUAGUCUAGCUCAAGUUAAGUACAAGUCAGAGUAAAAUAAAUUGUAUAAUACUGUACAACUAUGGGCAUGGUUAAAAUUGUAAAUAGCGCGCGUUAUAUACUUAGUAAACAACAAGACAGUAUUAAAAUCCAUAGGCGUACGGGCCGGGGGGGCGAGGGGGGCUGCAGCCCCCCCAAAUUUUGGGCAACUCAGAUUUUUUGGGCAGCAAGAGAAAAUUUGGGCAAAACCAGUUUUUUAAGACGUUUCCGUGUUUUUUAAAUCAUUAGUUUGAAGAAAAGAAUAUUUUCUAUUUUAACCUGAAGUUGGCGUAAUAAUCCAGUACUGUUACAUUCACACGAGACAGUGGUUGCCUAGCACGUAAUGAGUUUCUGGUUAUAAGGGAAGGGUAUCAUGUUCUGAUUUUUUUUUAUUGUUGGGCACUGUACUGCAAUGGGCUAUUUCCAGUCAUGAAUUGAUUAGAAUAAACUUCCGCCUAACUUUCUAGAAUCAUCUCCACUCGUAGAACAGUGUAUGGCAGAUAGCAUCAGCAAUGGGUCUGAAAGUGAAGAAGUGGCUGACUAAUUCUCAGUUUGAAUUACGCGAAGAAUCUUAAUUUUUAAAACAAAAAAAUCUAUCGAGUGGUUUAAAAAUUAUUCACUAAUUUGUUAAAGUAGACCGACAUGUUUACAAAACCGCUAAAGAGAGCGCCAUGAUACAUACUAAAUACUCAAAUCCUAUUUUGGCCAGAGCUAUCUCCAUGAUCUUUUACCCACGUUUUUAAAAAGAUUGAAACUACUAUGAGGUGAAAUUGCAUGUCAAAAGCGCUUCGUUUUCUACAGAUAACGGCCAAACAUCAAGAUUUUCCUUUUUUACCGUAUUUCUAACGAUAAAAACUUUAUCCCAAAAUAUCUCCACAACGCUCGUACAGAUUCCGUUUUAACUUCACGAACAUUGAGGCGUCUAUUGGAGGAAAAUGCUCCCGUGAACGAUUUUGGAAGAACAGUUCCCAGUGAGAAAUGUUGCUGCAAGUAUAAUAGGUAAUGGCGUCAUUUGGUUGCUAUGACAACUCCGAUGUUAUUGCAACCCGGAUCAUGACAAAUUUUCAUCUUUAUCUACUACAACUGUGGUGGCAAUUUUUCCAAAUGUUUGUUUAUGGUGUCGUAGUCUAUGCUCAAAAAAAACUUCACAGGUAUUGACCCUGAAAAACUGUAUCGAGCUACUUUCAUAUGCUAGUACAGCCUAUGUUGUUGCAUCGUAUGGCCCUCGUUUCUGUUCGACUGUUUUGUCAAAAUUUGGGCAACUUGCAAUAAUUUUUUGGGCAAAUGGUUUACCGUCCCCCUGGCAAAAAAUUGCCCGUACGCCUAUGUUAAAAUCCACGCGAAGUUGCAUACUACAAGAGUAAAAUAAGUUGUAUAAUACUGUACGACUAUGGGCCUGGUUAAAAUUGUAAAUAGCGCGCGUUAUUAUACUUAGCAAACAACAAGACAGUAUUAAAAUUCACGGGAAGUUGUAUCCUUAAUAUCAUAUCGGACAUCUGUUGAUAUUUAAACGGGGUAUAUGUCAUGGUAAGUUCCACGGUUUUUGGUCAAAGCUGUGUUGAAAUUUUAACCGAGUGUCCUCAAUCAUUUUUAUCCGGCUUGGAACUCUAAAAUACAUUGUGUCAAAUGGAAGAGUAAUUAUGAUCGGUUUUUGGACAUAUUUUGAUAACAAAAGGUUGUCCCGCUACCUCAACCGAUACAAGGAAGCAAAGCGUUUGCAGAAACCGUUUGCAGAUGUCAUUAGAAAGGCCGCACUUUCUUCUCGGUCAUUUAUAACGAAGGCCGUGAGUAUUGGUCCGGCCGGGGUUUGAACCCGCGACCUCCCGCUCAGCAGACCGGCGCUCUCCCAACUGAGCCAACCAGGCCUUGGCUAAGAUAGAGCAGUCUUACCAGCAAACUUUAGGAAACUUUUACUUAGGGUAAAAAAAGAAAAGAACUUAAGACUGACGUAAAAAAAAUAGCGAAUAACCGAGAUAAUGACUAUUAUACUUUGCUAAACCGGAGGAAAUCUGAGCGUAAUAACCAAUCAUCCAAGAUUUCUCUAAAAUAUCUAACAACGGCAGGCGGAAAUCACGAAACAUUAAAAAUGUUCAUGUGAUGUUCAGUCACGUGACGGCACACAAGAGUUAAACUUGAAAAAUUUGGCCCAGUUUUUUCAAGCUGCAAUCCGUUUCUUUCCUGGCCAUCGAAAGCCAAAGACACAGACAAUUAAUUAUAGUCGAGGUAUAGUAGUAGGUAAAGUCGUUUUAAAUAGAACUGAAGCACUAUUUCAGGGUUUUCUUUCCUUUCUUCCAAUGUGUGUUCGUUUUAAAAUGAGUACGCUAGUGGGCUUACAGUCACAUAUAGAAGAUGGAUGGUGUUUAGUAUCAUAAAAUGUAUGAUUUUUGCCAGAACGAUGGAGAUGUCAUUGAAACUGAAGAUGAAACGCCAUCGUAUGAAUCAGAGGAGGAUGAAGAACAGGUGGGUUACUGAUAUUUUUUAGAAAGGUUUUGUUUGAGCCGGGACUGUGCAAUAAUUAUCAGGAGAAGGAGGUUGUAAAAAGGAAGGGGCUUUGUCCAUUGCUUAUUCCCCAUUCACACCAACUAAGCAUGUUAAAUUAAACUAGGUUUUGAAACUGAAUGAAAAACAGCAAAAGUAAACAGGCUUUUCAACCGUGUUUAACUAAACACGGCAGAUCCCAUCUCUAAAAUGUCUGAAAACGGCAGGCGGAAAUCACGAAACGUAAAAAUGAUUGUUCAUGUAAUUUUUAACGACGUGACGGCAUACAGGAGUUAAACUUGAAAAAAGUUGGCCCUGUUUUCAAGUUGCAAUGCAUUUCCAUCCUGACCGGCAUUGAAAGCCAAAGACACGGACAAUUAUAGUCGAGGUAUAGUAAUACGUAAAGUCGUUUUAAAUAGAACUGAAGCAUUAUUUCAGGCUUUUCUUUCCUUCCAAUGUGUGUUUUCCCUGCCAGCAGAGGUCUCUUUUCCCUGGUAUUCAGCAGGCGCCAGGAAAAGAGCCCUCUGUUAGCAGGGAAAUGUGUAUUUAGGGUUUUGAAAUAAUUCCAAACUAUCGUGACAUUGCGUGCCUUUUAAUGGCGGUACAAAGAUGAUGAACCUUUCGUUUUUUCACUUUAUAGGAGAUACGAAACCAGACCGCCGAGUCCCAAGUCUUGUCCACUGAUGAGGUAAAGCUUUCCUACGACAUUGUUUUUAAACAGCGUUUAAGACAGAUCCUCGCUGAAAACAGAAUUUGUUAGUUGGGCUUCUACUUGCGCGAGGCUUUACGGCAUCUCCGUUUGUUAAUUGAUGUUGAUGACUUUCUGACGUGUUUUUUACUUAACAUUAAAAACUAAAUGCGAGGUGUCGUUUUCUGAUUUGUGACAGGACUUGCGAGGGAAAGCCUUCGUGGAAAAUUGUUGUAAAAGAUAGAUAAUUAGACCUCAACCCCUGUCUUGAAAUUUAAUGUCGAAGUUUUGUGCCGUUGAAUGUCGUUUCAUGAUUUAUUUUGAGGCAGGACGAGAAAGAGAACCUCAAACUUGAAGAUGUAGGAUCGUCCGCUGGAUCCGACGACCCUCAAGAAAAGUUGAGACAUCACAUUUUGUAGAAAUUAAAAAAGAUCUAUUCUUUGAAGCAUUUCACCACUAUAAUAAUAAAAAAGUUUUAAAAAAUUAUACGAAAUGGAUGGUAAAUAGUUUGACUGUGUGGUUUGUGGUAGAAAGAGGAAGGAAUCGCCGAAUCUGAAGAUGAAACGUCAUUACCAACAUCAGAGGAAAAUCAGCAGCAGGUGAGAUAA